AUGGUGCUCGUAGCUGCAGGAUGCUCUUUCCUUGUCAAUAUCAUCUGCACAACAUUACUAGCAUUUCGUCUAUGGAAACUCAGCAGAUCUGUCCUCCCGCACCCGGCGCACCAUUCUGUUAUUCCGAUCAUGUGGAUCAUGGUCGACUCUGCUGGUCUCUAUACCGUCACACUUGCGACGACAGUUGCCUCUGUCAUUACCAACAUCAAUGCCUUAGCGAUCAUGAUCGAAGUGACCAUCCCUAUCAUAUCUAUCGCAUUUUAUGGCGUUUUGAUUCGAGUCGGGAUGGGUCAAGUGGCCGACUAUAAUACUAGCGACGCGUCAGAGACAGUCGGAGUGCUAAGCACAGUUCUCUAUCUACAACCAGUGACGUCAAAAGACCAACAUCCAUCGGAUCCUGAGAGCAGCAGGCAGCACUCGGAAUGA
Molecule: messenger RNA, 426 nt
Organism: Stereum hirsutum FP-91666 SS1
Lineage: Eukaryota; Fungi; Basidiomycota; Agaricomycetes; Russulales; Stereaceae
Exons: 3
Coding region: 1-426 (141 amino acids)
Source: RefSeq, a predicted model, not a curated record